Labrus mixtus (cuckoo wrasse) is the source of this 3446-nucleotide messenger RNA. It is a transcript of the gene selenop, whose product is annotated as selenoprotein P. The record is from RefSeq and is a predicted model, not a curated record. Gene Ontology annotation, biological process: selenium compound metabolic process. Lineage: Eukaryota; Metazoa; Chordata; Actinopteri; Labriformes; Labridae. Gene Ontology annotation, molecular function: selenium binding. The transcript is spliced from 5 exons. Gene Ontology annotation, cellular component: extracellular region.
AGCACAGAGCCUGAACUUUGUCCUCCAACCAGAGAGAAAAACAACAGGCAGAGUAUAAAAGGGGGGAGAGGCGGAGGAAGGGACAUGUUUUUGUUGAAGGAGUUGAAGCAACGCAGAGCUGAGCAGAGAGAAGCAGAACUUUUAAACCAAGGGAUUGGGGGAGUGAGGAGGCACUGCAGGCAUGUGGGCUUGUCUCAGCCUGCUCCUCACUCUCUGCCUGCUCCAUGGGGGCGGAGCAGAGAGUGAAGGGGGCGGGCGAAAAUGUCAGCUGCCACCACCUUGGCAGAUAGGGGAUGUGGAGCCGAUGAAGGGAACCAUGGGCCGGGUGUCAGUGGUGGCCCUUUUCCAGGCCAGCUGAUUGUUCUGCUUGGUGCAGGCUUCCAGACUGGAACGCCUGCGCCAAAAGCUUGAUCUUCAGGGUCUGAAAGAUGUGGUCUACAUUGUCAUCAACGACCAGGGGGCGCAAGCACAGCGCCUGCACCCAAUGCUGGCAAAGAAACUGUCAGAGAACAUCACACUCUACCAGCAGGACGAACAGCAGCCUAAUGUCUGGCAGACACUGAGUGGAACGAAGGAUGACUUUCUCAUUUAUGACAGGUGUGGACGUCUCACCCACCACAUUUCACUUCCAAAUACCAUCAUUGGACUUGGGCAUGUGGAAACUGCCAUAAGAGAUUCCUACUGCAAACCCCUCUGUGGGAACUGCACCUUUAUGAGCACUGAGCCACCUGAGGAAUGCACAGCAGAUGUGCAGCCUGAUGCAGACGCCCCCCCAGAGGAAGACACUGAUCACCAUCAUGAUCACGGGCAUGGGGCUCACCAUGGUCAUGGCCACCAAAGGGAAAACCAUGGUUCUCACCCACAUGGCUCCGGUCAUGGCGGUGAUAACAACCACGGUCAGCACCACGGAAGCCACGGAGGUCACGGUGGUGGUAACAACCAUGGUCAGCAUCAUGGAGGUGAUGGUGCCUUAGGCCAUGAUCGUGAUCACCACCAGGGACGUGGUCAUGAUAACAGUCAUGGUCAUGGCCAACAGGGGGACAAUCACCCCCGUGGCUUUGGUCACGGGCAUCAUGAUCACGAUCAUCAUCAUGGUGAUCAUGGUGGUGACCAUCAGGGUGCUAGACAGCAGGGGCAGGAGCGAGAUGUAGGAGUACCACAUCAAUUGAACUUAGAGCAGCUGGCAAUGCAAAUGCAGCAGAUGCAACAGAUGCCCUGAGUAGCAGAAAAGGCGAGGUGAAAGUCAAAGCACAGCUGACAGUGGACAGCAGGCUCUGACAAUGAAGCCUCUCCUAAGUCCAGCUGAUGCUGACACUGACGCAGGUUGUUUGGCGAUGCAGGGAGCGAGCAGCCGGUCGGUCUCUGACACUGUGACGAGGCGUUACCCGCCUCCUGACAGUGACACGGACUGACAGGCGAUUUAGCCAAUUCUGUCAAGGAGAACUGACAGUGACGCUCGCCUCCUGCUGACUGACAGCAGCCUCAGUCAGCCCCCUGAGCCUGACCCCCCGGUGCGAGCUGAGCGUGAGAGCAGCUGUAAGCUGGCUCUGACAUCAGAAACACCAGGGGCCCAGCGCUCUUUUUUACCAACUAGUAUUUCCCUGAGAGAGGAACAGGGUGAUCCAUGACAGCAUGGAGAGAUGAACAGGUGGAGUCCAACAUCACACUCAAAUAAACAAAAUCAGGGCAAUGAAUACAUCAAGUAAAUCAUUUAUUGGCAGCUUGUCAACUUAAAUAACAUUUGGCAAUUUUUUUACAAAUUAUAACAUUGUUCUCUUAAAGGGAUACUUCAACCAUUUGCAUUAAGCGUUGUAUCAUUAGAAACCUAGUAGUAUUUUUGAAUGGUCGUGCAUCCCGCUUACAUUUUCCCCUGAGAUGGGAAAUCUUUGUAUUUUUAAGUCUGAAAAGGAGCUUCCAGUGACGCAAAAAUCGCCAUUUUGCGUCAUCGGAAGCUGUUGCGGUUAGCUGGGUGAACCUACAACGCUAGUUCCUCAUAUUUUCGACCACUGAAGCUACAGACCAAUCACAGAUCAGUGGGUGGGAACUCACUCCCAGAAUCGAAAUUUAACGUCCCCCAUAUUGCUUGGAAGCUAUGCUAACAGGCUCUAUGGAGAAAGCUGAUAAUGGCGAAAAAAUAUAAAUAUAGUGGCGAGACGGCUGCUGCCGACAGGCCGGUCUUGUGUCUUGGCUGCCGCAACCGCUGGCCGCCCUGCUGGCCGCCCCGCUGGCCCCGCCGCUGGCCGCCCCGCUGGCCCCGCCGCUGGCCGCGCCGCUGGCCGCCCCGCUGGCCGCGCCGCUGGCCGCGCCGCUGGCCGCCCCGCUGGCCGCAACCGCUGGCCGCGCCGCUGGCCGCCCUGCUGGCCCCGCCGCUGGCCGCCCCGCUGGCCCCGCCGCUGGCCCCGCCGCUGGCCGCCCCGCUGGCCCCGCCGCUGGCCGCGCAGCAGCCAAGAAACAAAACCGGCCUGUAGGCAGCAACCGUCUCGUUUGGUGUCUUUCAUCCACAUGAGCCAAAAAGACACUUUCUGCCUUUUCUCGGCCAAGAAGGCACCAACUUCAUAAUUUAUUUCACAUUUCUACUACAUAGCCUAUAUGACCCAAUGUCAAAACGGAUUCAUGUUUCAACGAGUGAAGUAUCCCUUUAAGAACUGAUGUUGAAUUUCACCUGUCCACCUGUCAGCAUGUUCGUCUGGGUCCCUCUCUUCCUUUCUCAGGAGUGUAUGUGGUUGUCAUGUUCAUCAACGGCCUCCUCCAUUGUGCUCUCUCCAUCCGUAAUGAAACCAGGCGCAGAAACUACGCUCUAGUGGCGUCUGUAUGAAGUCAGGCAGGAGAGAGAGGAGUGGGCGGUUCAGGAACAUGAUAAACACUUAAACACUGAAAGAUAUUUCAGUGAACAGAAAUAUAGACUAUUGAGAAAAAAAAAGCAACACAAGUUAUAAUAAGAAAGAAGAACCGAAGAAACUUUUACAGUCAAUCCAAAUCUUUGAAUUAGGUUUUAGGAGUGAGGGAAAGGCAAACCUAACAAAGCUUGUAACAGUAUUGUGAUUUGAUCAUUGUCCUUUAGCACAUAUAACAAGAGUAAAUUCAUUCAUUCUCACAAACCUGCACAUUAUGAACGUUAAGUUCUGCACAUUCCUGUUUAUUUUUUUUUCUUUUUGCAUUUUUCAAAUAUAUUCGGUAAAUUGCCAAAGGCACACAUUUCCAAAAAAAGAAGCUUGCUCUAAAAAAAAAAAAAAAAAUACGAGGCUCAAUUGUUUGGAAAAGGUCAAAGGAAAAAAGAGAGAGGAACAAUAAAAGAAUGAUGGAAUACACUCUGUGCUUAAUGACGGUUUCAGAGGGAAGACGAGAGUCACCCUGAAUACCUGAUGCCUGCACAGAGACCAUGUAUUGUGUGAAUGAUGUCAAACAUGGAAACUGAGUGUUGAAUAAAGAAAGAUGGUUGAGUUACA